Messenger RNA from Siniperca chuatsi (mandarin fish), 6817 nucleotides. It is a transcript of the gene gad2, whose product is annotated as glutamate decarboxylase 2. Gene Ontology annotation, molecular function: pyridoxal phosphate binding; glutamate decarboxylase activity. The coding region runs from base 953 to 2710 and encodes 585 amino acids. The record is from RefSeq and is a predicted model, not a curated record. Gene Ontology annotation, biological process: GABA shunt. Gene Ontology annotation, cellular component: cytoplasm. Lineage: Eukaryota; Metazoa; Chordata; Actinopteri; Centrarchiformes; Sinipercidae. The transcript is spliced from 16 exons.
AGAAAGUCCUGGAUAAUCAUGAUAUGUGCAAAAAAAACCCAAAAAAUGGUGCAACAAAAGAGAGCGAUGGGAAUUAUUCUCCCUGAAACAAGUAACGACGAAAAAAUACUUUUGGAGUAACGCGCCCCACUGAGAGGAGAGAGGAGGGACCCAUGAGCACUUAUGUAUUUCAACCAAGUCUCCUCGCCGCCCCGCUUUUUCCUCCACCGGAAGCGGGCAAUUAGAGAAAUAGAUCUGCAAUCGCUGGGCAGAUGAAUUAGUUGGCAUUCACUGUCUGUAUGGAGGGAGAGUUCAGCGCGCAGGGGACAAGAUGUUGGGGAUGUAUGGAGUCACGACGCAACGCAGUUCGUCAUGACUUGAAGUGAAUCACGAUGGGAUUUCUGUAGUGACGUGAAAUUUAGGUUAGAUGCAAUUAGUCUUGGCUUACGUGCUGCAUAUUUACCAGCAGCUGUAGCAUAUAGAUGCUUACUGAAACCACUUCUCAUCACCUUUCGGCUGCAGUUCAUUUUUGCUUUUGUUUUAUUUGGGAAAUUUGGCAAAUUUCCAUCCAAAGCAGAAAUUUCACUGCGCCUGAACUUAUUCUUGCACUAUAUUUUCUAUGAAGUGAAGAGAGUGGCUGCGCUCUGCGUGGAAGCGCUGACCGAGUGCGCCGGUGAAGUCAAGUGUUUGCGGAUUUCUCUGGGAAGACGCUGCUUUAUGCUUCGUGCACCUGUAGACGCCUGCAGAAAGAGCACCGUGGACGCCUUUUGUGCUUCUUUUCCCCCAAACCUUUUAUUUUCUAGGUGCUCUCCUGCAGCAUAAAGCGUCUAUUGGAUGCACGGCUGGAUUUUCAGCAGUCGGAGAGGUCUGGUCACAUUCAGCACCACAUCAGCUUUGAACAGCUCCGGGUCGUCGCGUGUGGAUGGGCUCUGUCGGUCUCCGUGUCUCCUGCAGCUCCUAACUACCGGCAACAAUGGCAUCACACGGUUUCUGGUCUCUUGGCGGAGAUAAUGCGGGGGCCAAUACCGGGAGUCAGAGCCCCAGCAUGACCAGGGCUUGGUGCCAAGCGGCGGCCCAGAAAUUUCCUGGAGGAAUUGGAUCGAAAUUAUGUGCGCUGCUCAAUGUCGGGGAAGUGGAGAAACCCGCCGAGCCGGCCGCCAAGCAGCCGCCGCAGACGGAGGCUGCUGGCACCUGCGGCUGCAACAAAUCCUGCAACUGCACCAAAGCUGCUGUGGGCUUCUCCGACCUCUAUUCAACAGACCUGUUACCUGCCAUGGACGGUGACACCAAAACAAUGACCUUCCUGCAGGAAGUUGUGGAUAUCUUACUGGCCUACAUCGUGGAGUCUUUCGACCGGGAAACUAAAGUUAUUGAUUUUCAUUAUCCAAACGAGCUGCUGCAGAUGAACAACUGGGAGCUGCAAGAGGAGCCGGCGACUCUGGAUGAUAUCUUGAUCAGCUGUCGCGCUACUCUGAAAUACGCCAUCAAAACAGCCCACCCUAGGUAUUUCAAUCAGCUCUCUACAGGAUUAGACAUGGUCGGGCUAGCAGCCGAUUGGCUAACAUCCACUGCCAACACCAAUAUGUUCACCUAUGAGGUGGCUCCUGUCUUUGUGCUACUGGAAUACGUCAGUCUGAAGAAGAUGAGGGAGAUCAUUGGCUGGGCGGAUGGAAGAGGAGAUGGCAUUUUCUCUCCUGGUGGUGCUAUUUCUAAUAUGUAUGCCAUGCUGCUGGCCCGCUUCAAGAUGUUCCCUGAAGUGAAGGAGAAAGGAAUGUCAUCUGUUCCCAGACUGGUGGCCUUCACGUCCGAACAUAGCCAUUUUUCAAUCAAAAAAGGUGCAGCAGCUCUUGGCAUCGGGACAGAGAGUGUGAUCUGCAUCAAAGCAGAUGAAAGUGGUAAAAUGAUCCCAGCUGACCUUGAGAGGAGAAUACUGGAGGCGAAACAGAAAGGAUUUGUGCCUUUCUUUGUAAGUGCGACUGCUGGAACAACAGUGUACGGAGCAUUUGACCCUCUCAUUGCCAUUUCUGACAUCUGCAAAAAGUACAACAUCUGGAUGCAUGUGGAUGGUGCAUGGGGAGGAAGCCUCCUCAUGUCCAGGAGACACAGGUGGAAGCUGGACGGAGUUGAGAGGGCCAAUUCAGUAACAUGGAACCCACACAAGAUGAUGUCCGUCCCUCUGCAGUGUUCGGCCCUGCUGGUCAGAGAGGAGGGUCUGAUGCAGAACUGCAACCAGAUGCACGCUUGCUACCUGUUCCAGCAGGACAAACACUACGACCUUUCCUACGACACUGGAGACAAAGCGCUGCAGUGUGGACGCCACGUGGACAUCUUCAAGCUGUGGCUCAUGUGGAGAGCUAAGGGCACUAUUGGGUUUGAGGCUCAGAUUGACAAGUGCUUGGAGCUGUCAGAGUACCUCUACAACAAGAUCAAAGACAGAGAAGGAUACGAGAUGGUCUUUGAUGGGAAACCUCAGCACACCAACGUCUGCUUCUGGUACCUCCCUCCUGGGAUCCGCUACAUGGAGGACAAAGAGGAGAGAAAGAAACACUUGCACAAGGUGGCUCCAGUGAUAAAGGCCAGGAUGAUGGAGUACGGGACAACCAUGGUCAGCUACCAACCACAAGGGGACAAGGUCAACUUUUUCCGCAUGGUGAUCUCAAAUCCCGCUGCAACCUUCGAGGACAUCGACUUUCUUAUUGAGGAGAUUGAACGACUCGGCCAAGAUCUAUAAGACUCAUCUCACCAAAUCCUCCUGUACUUUUCCCCCUUGACGGAUGAAUUUUUUGUCGUGAAUGUACUGGUAAACUUUUUCUUUUCUCUCUGUUUCCUCCAAAGUCACAUAUUUCAGAGUAUAUUUGAGAAAAAAGAUACACAGAUAUAUCUCUAUAUUAUGUAUUGUAGCUUUGCAGUGGACUAACUUGGUCCAAAGCUAUGUUAAAGUACUUCUGUCUGCCUUUCCUAUAGUGUAAUAGAUCCCAGAUUAGUGUAAGUGAUGUAACUUUAUAUGUACUUUUUGUGAUAUGAAAUGCUUGUGCAAUAGGUCGAUGAGGAAGAGUUUAUUUUUGAAUCAUUUAUCAUUUGCCAAGUAUGUUGUUAAGUGCCAAACGUGGUUGUGUUCUAUUGUAACUUUACAUUUUAAACUUCUGGUUUAAAACAAAAAAAAGCACUUCACCUUACCUCAGCUUAAUCAACUGCCUUUACAUCUGCACACAGUUCUUCGAGCAGUGAUUUUGGCCAAUAUUAUCUUGACUGGUGAUGUAUAGCAGUACCAGCACAUGUUAAAUAAGUAUCCCAACCAGAACAGGCCAUCCUAGGGAUUUAGAAAUAUGUACAAAAGAUGGCAAGGAAAAUAUUUCCAUCAAAAUUACACACCAGUAAAGUCAAUUCAAAGCAUUUAUGAAGGCAUGUCGGUCCAUCAUGCAUCACCUCGGCCUCUGACAGUUUGGUCUGCAGCUUAUGAAGCUAAUUUAAUUUUGUUGCUUAUUACUUCUGACACUUUCUACUCUUUUUACACACACUUCGUUCUAGUGUAUUUAAGUUGGUAAAGGCUUGUUAAACCCAUUUUGUUUGAUGUCACGAGCUACAUGCACAUAUCAAAAUGGGUACUAUUUCCAACCAGGCUGUAAAUUUAGCUGGGCUCAGUGUGCUUUACAUGUUAUAAUGAUGAAUCAUGAGAAAAUGAGAAUAAUCAACACUUCAGAGGUAACAUGAAGUUAUAAUCCUUAAGAAUGUAUUUAUUUCAUACACCAUUUUUUGCUACGAUGAAUGCCCAACAUUUGUUUAACCACAAGCAAGUAAUUCAAUGGACAUUCUGAUAAUACAAAGCAUCAUGUCAGAGUGUUUGUGGCAAAAUUAAAUCAUUGUCUUCUUUUCUUGUUUUAUGGGAAGCAAGGCUGGAUUACCAACUGGGCAAAGUUGGCAACUGCCCAGGGGCCCCAGACCCCAAGAGGAGUUCACUGUAUGUGAACUGGUUUUGGUCAUUUGGUUAAUUGCAAUUUUGCCGCACUAAAGAACAAUAUCGACGGGCCCUGCAAUGUUAACUAAUCUUGUGGCCAUGUGUUUUAAAGGGACCCUAAAUCAAAGUCUUGAUGUAAGACUUUUAUUAUUUUACUUUAUAUUGUGCUUACCUGAAGCAUAUUCUCUAAAACUGUAUCUAAUUUCCACAACACUAACACCACUAACACAAAUUAAGUAUUAUUCCAGUAUAGUACUGGUUGCACUGGACUUCAAGGGAACUUGGAGGUGACAGGGUACAUUUGCAUUGCACAGAGAGCAGUAAGUAGGGGCCCAAUUGCAAAUUCUUGCCCUGGGGCCCACUGAUAGCUUAAUCCAGCCAUGAUAGGGCUUUUUGGGCCAGUGGGCAUCGCAUGACCUGCAGUACCAACUGUGGCCACUACUCCAAAAUCUGGUCAUUUGGAAUGGAAAUCUGGGACCUGUAUUAUUACACUUGCUGUUAUCACCAGUAACCACAGGUGUCUCCAAAUCAACCAGUACUAAAAUUUUAAGGAUUAUAACUUUGAAGAUGUAAACAUCUCAUCCACAGUACCAUAAUGAGAGAGGCUAUUUGUCAGUGGUGUUUUGGAUGAGCACUUAAUGAAAGAUCAAAGAUCUUAAGAAACGGGGAACGGGGCAAGAAUGGUGUUUUGUCUGAAUAUAGGAACUUCCCCAGAUUUGCAGCUACUGUAUACCUGACAUCACUUGCACUAAUUCUUUGGGGGAGGAGGAGCAUCCCUUAGCAUUGCAACUGAGAUUUCUUCUUUAUUCAUUCACAAGCAAUAUUCGAGUAUGGGUCCAAUCUGUAUACCCUGCAAAAUAUCAAAAGAAACAGUGAAUUCGAGUGUACAAUAGUUAAUGAUAAUUAAGUUUCCUACUACGCACAGUAGUUAGCAAAAAAUAAACUAAAAACAUGCUUACUGUAGGCAGGUUAGUUGAUAGAAUGUGAACCCUGAUUUAACAAGCAGAGGUUCUGUAGCAUUUUCAUUAGAACAAGUUAGAAAAGCACAAUUUGCUCAACAUGGUCGGUCAGUGUACAAUCACUUUUGAUCAUAGAUUGUAAAUAGUAUUUCAAGAUGUCCUAAGUACAUAUCUUUGUGUAUACAUAUGUGUAUAUAAGACAUAUAACCAGAGACUAUUUGUGAGGUAAAAGUAUUAAUAUUUUCUCUAUCUCCAAUAUAGAUUACCUGUAUUUUCAUCCUGUUAGUCCAAAAGGCUUUUUUCCUGUGUGUAUGUACUGUAUGUAUGUCAGAUACUUGACUUGGUUUGUGACUCAUCUAGCUAUUUCAAAGAAAAUGUGUUUCAGGGACUGGCUUUAAAGAAAUGGACAGACUUCACCUUGGAAUAUUACGAGUCUUGCUCAGAGACUCUGGUGUUUGGAUUUUAAACGAAUAUGCAAAGCCGUUUGACUCUGAAGCACUGUGUUUUUUGUGCACAAGUGAUACUUGACAGUAUGUGCCAAUGUGUACCUUAGUGUGUUUGUAACUGUGUUGCCUUAGUAUAAAUUUGCCAGUAUUGUCUAGUUUUCCUCCAAAGGGGAGGUUGUGCACUUUAGAGUAUACACAUGACCUAAUAACGUGCAAUGUCCAAUGGUUGUUCAUAAGUUGAUGUUAAAAAAAAUUACUCAAAAAUGUAACUUAAGCUCUUUGGCCUGAAUGUGAGGGUCUGUUGGAAAUGAAAGCAUUUCAUUUUUAGCAGUUUGUAGAUAUUACAAAGCUUCUUGUUUAACUGUCUUAAAUCCCAACAGAGAGCACCCAAGAGUUUAAAAUACUUUUUAGAUUUAUUUGUCCUAAUUCUGUUCAUUUCCCAGAAAAAACUGGCGUACACACUGUGACACAGACAACAUCAGAUUUAUUACAAAGGAAUCUCACUGUGGUAGUCUUUGGAAAGCCAGACAUUCUGUUUCUCUUGCUGCUGCUGCUGCUGCUAGACUUGCUUCCUUUGCACGUGCAUGCAAUGCCUCGCCUAUCCAGCUUGUUUGAUAUACGGUCUCCUAUAUACCUAUUUCUAUAUAUAUAUAUAUACAUAUAUACAGUAUGUGUAGCUCCUGUAAUUAGCUUUAGUGUCUGAUGUAUAGCUUAGCCUGUAGAUUAGUGCACUGUCGCUCUAGCCUUUAUAUGUGAUCUCUGUGUCUUGGGCUUCCUGUAAAGUUUCUCCGUGCCGCAAGCAUGCUAACCUCGCCUAGCAUUGUAUUCCUCUCCGCGCUUGAACUGACUAUCUCUAUCCUCCGUCUUUCUCUUCUGCUUGAAGACUGUCGCAGCUCAGAACGUAGAGUAUUAUAUCUAUAUGUGUAGUCCCUCAGCAUGUCUCUCUUAAAGCUCUUCUCUGCUCUGCACCUGUACGACCUUUUCUCUCUUUCUCUUCGCCCUCUGGUAGCAGUAAAAAUGUAUCCUCGCGCUUUCCUCUAAUGUUUCUUGGCUACCCGCUGUCGUUCUGUUUGUGUGUCUGAGACAAUAUGUUGACUCGUGUCAUGGUGCCAUAACGUCACCGUUUCUGAUUUUGUUUCACAGAGACCCUUGACUCUAUGGGAUGUACGAGAAACAGAAUUAACAGAAUUUAGAUUUGAUAGUCCAAAUACUUGUCCAAUGCAAGUGUUGUCAGCCUUUAACACAGAAGUAUAGAAAAACUAUAAAUAUAUACCCUGGUUUCUUGCUUACAGGAAAUAUUGUUUGUUUAUGAGAACAAUUAAAAUCCCUAGUCAGAGUGCAGUUCAUUUUCACUGAAUAUGGUGCAAUUUUUAAUCAUAUAUUCUGCAAACUGCUGUGCUAGCUUCUCUAAAACAUUCAUUUGUCCUGAACUAUAUGUUACUAUUGGGGAAUAUAAAAAUAAAUAUUGUCAAAACAAA